Messenger RNA from Mauremys mutica (yellowpond turtle), 3475 nucleotides. RefSeq names its product chromosome 12 C17orf80 homolog (gene MTNAP1). The transcript has 6 exons. The record is from RefSeq and is a predicted model, not a curated record. Lineage: Eukaryota; Metazoa; Chordata; Testudines; Geoemydidae. Bases 317 to 2155 code for a protein of 612 amino acids.
CUACCGACCUGGUGCUCAUGCGUAUUCACCACAGCUGGUUCCUGAGGCUUCUGCGCAUGCGCCUCACCUCCACCUAGACGGGGUCAAGCAAGCUUCAACAAGAGCUUUAUUAACACCACCACCUAAGACUGAGCAGAGCACCUCUCAGAGCCCGGGGAAGAGGAUGGAGCAGCCAGCCACCACUAUAGAAGGGCUUGUGUUUCUCCUAUGAAAUGCUGUUGCUUGCUGUAGCCUAAAGGCUCCUGGAGAGGGGGCUGGAACUAAAGCUGCCCCCAUAUGCCACAUCCCCCUGUGUCCCCACUGAGCAGACAGAAAGAUGGCAGGUGCCCCCCCAGGAAUGGAACUGUGCCCCUAUUGUAGGAAGCCAUUUAAACGACUGAAGUCCCACUUGCCACACUGUAAGAUGGCAGGAGACACGAAAACUGCUUUUGACUUAGGCAAGGUGGCCUCUCUUGACUUGAAAGCGUCUCAGUCCAAGCCAGUUAGACUCCUGGCCACUGAGAAGAAAAGAGGACAAAGCAAAGAGAAGAUCACAACCCCAGACAUUAGCUCAGAAAGAGAAAGUAAGAAAAAAUCCUUUGACACAAUAGGGAACAAAGUAGAAAGCAAAUUAAACCCCUUACAAAUAGGGGGUACUGCUGGAUCAGAAAUAGCCAGCAACUUGCCUGCAGAAAAGCCAGGUAAAAAUACAAAGCGGCAAAGUAAACUGACUUCUGAAAAGACACACAAAGAUGAAGGAAUGACAAUAGUUCAGGAAGAGGCCAGAAUGCACAUGAAUGCAGCAGAGGAGAGGACUUCAAAAGCAAAGCAUGCAAAGCAGUUACCCACCAAACAGAAAAGCAGAAGUAAAAAUACUUCUCAUGAUGAGAAUUCAGCACCUGGUGGCAUUUUGGAGCUUUCUCCUUUGAAUAAGGAUGGAAAAUCUGCUUCAAAGUUUCCUUUGAAUGACCCAAUAAGAUCUGCAAAACAGAAACAAAGGAAGGUAGGGUCUUCAGCACAGGAGGUGGCUGGUUCUCUGGAUUUACCCACUUGUGAUCUUGAAAGUAUUCCCAGGGCGGCUCUUGAGGGAGUGAAAAUAGUUAUUGAGAAACACCGUGUCAAAGUGCUAAGAGGUAGGAAUGAAUCCAAAAUUCAGGGCACCCUGGCAGACAGUGCUACCACAGGUAAUUGUACGACCCAGGGAUGGUAUCUGGAAAUGCUGACUCCAGACUGCUCUGAAAACCAUGCAGACACAGUCCAGUCUGACCACCGGAAGAAUGUGAACAUUAUGGGAGCCAUGAACACAAAUGCUUUUAGCCUGGAGGUUGCAGAAAGUGAUACCUUGAGUGGAGAGCGAGAAAAAGGCAAUAGUUUAACUGCAACUGGAAUGCAUGUACUCAGCGAUCCUGGGAAGGCUGACUGCGGAAAGAGCCCUCAUGGCCUCAUUCCGCUGGACAGAGUGGCUAAAAAUGAGACAGAAGAGAAGCAGUUUUACUUAAAUGGUGAUGUGGAUUCUAAGGCCUCUUUCUCUGCUUCCCUCGCUGAGAAGCCCCACCAGUCAGUGAGAGAGACGUUCAGAGGAGCCAGUGAAGGAAUAGCCAGAAACUACCUAGCCUGUGCGCAACAGCUUCUGGUGGAUGAAAAGCAGAUUGCCUUACUUUCUGAGUCUGUUCUGAAUACAGGGAGAAGAGACAGCGAGCUGGCUUGGAAACAACACUUGUGCUACACCUCUGAAAACCAGCCUCCUUGUCUGUUCCAAUCUUCUGGCAGGAACAUACAGGCGAGAUCCAUUGGACUGGAGUGGUUUCCAGAAUUGUAUCCUAAUUAUCAGAGGCUGAGCAUGUUUCCAGGGAGACCUCUCCAGGGGGAUGCGGAGAUCAAGAUGAAGAAGAUAGGGCCUGGUUUCUUGGAAGGACCGCAAGCUCCCCUCGUAGAAAGAUGUCUGAUGGAUGUAAAGCUCAGGGAGCUGCCUGCCUGGCUGGCGGCUUGUGAUUUCUCUCCAAAGGGACUGCUCGGAGCAGUGCAGAAAGCCUGGAGCAGUUACUACAACAAAUACAUCGACGUAAAGAAGGGUGGAGCUGCUGGGAUCUCCAUGCUGUUGGCUGGAUAUUGCAUCCUCAGCUAUGGCUGGAGAUAUGAGCAUCUGAAACAAGAUCGCUGGCGCAGGUAUCACUGAGGAAGGCACAAGGGCAUUCAAGGACCAGAGAAAGAAAAUACUGGACUGCUGCAUGAGAAUCAGGCAUGGAUCGCACGAUCUGCAUUCGAACACAACACAAGGGAUUGCAGGACAGCUCUCUCAUCUGUUAGAAUCAAUUACAUUAAUUUAUUGCUAAAGGGUAUGCCUUUUAUUUACCCUCCCAUAUCAUGUACUAUUAGCCAGAGGGGGUAGGGGCACAUUCUGCAUAGACUGACAGUUUCCUUAGAGCACUAGCAGGAAAUUUGACUUGAUGGUUAGUAUCUAAGCAGCAAGAACUGGAUUAUAGGUCAGAAACUGGAGGAUCAAACCCCAAUAUCUACUGCUUUUAGCCCAUAUCAAACCUGAAUCUGGUUCUGUAUGUUCCAGGCCCAUGAGAACGUCUCAUAGGGGGGUGGGGGGACUACAGGCUCUUGCUUCCCAGAUGUUUUAAAUUGAAUUGCAGGUUCUGGUUUGAAUAUUUGGCAGAGGAUCCUGGCCAAUAAGAGGAAGAGCAGUAGUUUGGAGGGACUAGCUGCUCCCAUCCCCCAACUCAAUUGUAAAGCUAGGAUGGUUCAAGGGGCCUGUUAUGGCUGCUUGGAGGGAAGUAUUAUAACCCCUGGUCGCAGUCCAUGCCCCACAUCUCAUGGCUGCAGAGCAGCGUUAAGCAAGGCAUGCUGCUUGGCACUGGGUUGCGUGAAAGUGUAAGGCCCGAACUUCACGCUCGGCAAAGCCUGGCUUGUUUAAGGAUAUGGAUGUUGGCUAGUCAAGCGCUGUACAAGCUAAGACAGAUCUGGGCUGGAGAGUUACAAACCGGUGGUUUGACAGUGUAGAAGUCAUGGUAGGAAAGAGCCAUUCUCCACCUCACUUCACACACCCCGUGCAACACAGAGGUGGCAUCCACACAGCCCUGUCCCUCCUUUGUACACAACAUGUUGGCCUGCUUCAGUAAUGACCUUGAAAGAGGCACUAAAGCAAAGCAGGACUAACAUUAGCACUGCAGCAUCCUAGUGCUGGCGGAGGACAAGCCAUAGCAUUCGCUAUUUAGGCUGCCCUUGGGGUAGAACAUCACCCCGCGAGAACAAACAAGAGCGAGUGAUUGGAAUAGUGGUGAUUCUAGCCUCCUUGAGCGGGCUAAAAUUUUGUUUCCUCUCCAGGACAGAGGGAUUUUAAAAAUGUAAUGCAAUCAUGAGCGGUAGAAGAACUGUUGGCAAAAAGCUUUAUUACAAAUAAGUUACAGAAGCAUUCAAAAAAACUCCUCUUUGGAAGCAGAACAAGAGUAAAACCACAUUUCACCAAGAAAUGACUGUCCCCCUGCAAUAA